This is a messenger RNA of Odontomachus brunneus, 756 nucleotides long. RefSeq names its product acyl-CoA-binding protein-like (gene Acbp1). Gene Ontology annotation, biological process: fatty acid metabolic process. The record is from RefSeq and is a predicted model, not a curated record. The transcript has 4 exons. NCBI's taxonomy places the organism in Eukaryota, Metazoa, Arthropoda, Insecta, Hymenoptera, Formicidae. Gene Ontology annotation, molecular function: fatty-acyl-CoA binding. The coding region runs from base 223 to 492 and encodes 89 amino acids.
UCAAAUAUAAAAAGUGCAAAAAAGUGUGGUUAAAACACAGCUCGCAUACUUUUAUGUAUAGUAUUAUCUUAUUGCAUACAUUGAAGAUAACGAACAUUUUAUCGAUGUUUUAGUUCUAAAAGUCGAUAAUAACUACAUUAAAAAUUAAUCGCUUCAUUGAGUUGAACUAAAGAUUCACGUAGUCCGCUUUGUCUCGGAAACUUCGAACAAGGAUUUUCUAUUAUGUCUCUGGACGAAAGAUUUAAUACAGCAGCCAUAGCAGUUAAGGAACUUGCUGCGCAACCAGCGGAUGAAGAUCUACUUGAAUUAUAUGCAUUAUAUAAACAAUCUACCAUUGGUAAUUGUAAUACUGAACGGCCAGGUAUGUUAGAUUUUAAAGGAAAAGCAAAAUGGGAUGCCUGGAACAAUAAAAUGAACAUGGAACCAGAAACGGCAAAGGAAAAAUACAUCGCUAAAGUGGAAGCAUUAAUUGCCUCGAUUGGAAAGAAAUAAUAAUACGUUGACUGCUUCUUUGCACACGUAUUACGUAAUUACGCUUGAUUUACAAAAUUUUGUAUGGAAUAGCAAGCACCGAAAGCACUGUGAUACACAUGAAUCAGUGAUGGCGUAUAAGAUACAAAUUUUCUAUUCUAUAACGAUUCAUUAAAAAUUACACGUAUUUGUAUAAUUUGUAUAUCUUUUUCUCAUUUCUUUGCUUAUUUACAAAUUCUAUAGCUGUUCUUUUAUUGUAGUAAAAUAGACAAAACUUCUCGCAUA